This is a messenger RNA of Podarcis muralis (Common wall lizard), 2127 nucleotides long. It is a transcript of the gene SURF6, whose product is annotated as surfeit 6. Lineage: Eukaryota; Metazoa; Chordata; Lepidosauria; Squamata; Lacertidae. The record is from RefSeq and is a predicted model, not a curated record. Gene Ontology annotation, cellular component: nucleolus. Gene Ontology annotation, biological process: ribosomal large subunit biogenesis; ribosomal small subunit biogenesis. Gene Ontology annotation, molecular function: RNA binding; DNA binding.
GCUCCUCCAACAUCCCAUAAUCCUUCGCCUCAUCCUCACAGGGUCUAUCAAUAGAGCGCCGAGCCGUUCACAAAGGGCCGUGGGCUAGUUCCGCCUUCCUCUCCAGCUCAGGAUGAAAAGCGAGUAUGCAAACGUGGCCCCAUGAGUUUUGUCCACUUUGGGUCGACGUAGCAGAAGCAGCCUCACACAGCAUUCUGGGUAGAAGUUUCGAAGGGAGGAUGAUCGGAAUGAACAAGACAUCUUUGACUUAGAGGCACAUUCCCCCUGCGAGACCAUCCUACGAUUUUAUUUUAAUUUUUUGUUUAUUUACUUUUAACUUUUACCUUCACGAGACUUUGAUCCCACAAUGGCCAGUUUAGUCAACAAAGACUCUUACCUGCAGAAAUUGGCCAAGAAAAUUUGCACCCAGGAAGCCCCCGAGCCACGAAAAAGGAAAUUUGGAACUGGACUGGGAGACGAUAGCACCCAGCCAAAGAAGAAGAGGAAGAAGAAACAGAAGAAGCAAGGCAAGAUAGUGGGCACCUCUCUGGGCAAGCAGACAGCACCUGGGGGCAGCCAAGCAUCACCAGCCAAGCCAACAAAUGCCAGUAUUCAGAAAUCUGGCCCAGUUAUCCAUGCUGCACCCAGUUCCAGUGGAUCUCAGAAUACUGGGGGGAAAGGGGACAGAAGCCAAAACGAUGUUGCAGGUGGUGACAAGAGCACAGCCGGCUCAUUUUCAGCCAUGAAUCUCUUGCGGCAGAGACUGCACGAGAAGAUCCAAGAAAUCUCUGGCCAGGGAAACAGCAAAGAGUUGUCCCCAGCAGUGUUGGAGAAGAGGCAACGAAGGAAAUACGAGAAGGAGAGAAAGAAACGCCGUAGAAAAGAGUUGAGGAUGAAAGAAAAAAUGGAGAAGAAGGAGGCAGAGGAGGCUUCAGCAGCCAUUUCAGAGCCCCAGGCCACAAAGAAUGACACCAAGGUCGAGAUCGUCUUCAAUAAGGUUGAAGUCCAUGAGGAAGGGCUUAGCAAAGCGGAAAAGAGGAAGGUGCUGAAAGGCAACAUUACUCCACUGACAGGGAAGAAUUACAAGCAACUCCUGAGCAGAUUGGAAUCUCGUAAGAGUAAGCUGGAAGAUCUGAAAGACAAGGAUGAGGGGAAAGCCAAGGAGCUGGAGGUGAAGAUGAAGUGGACAAAUGUCCUGUACAAGGCAGAAGGGGUCAAAAUCCGCGAUGACGAGGACAGGCUGAAGGCGGCCCUGAAGCGGAAGGAGAAGCGCAAGGCCCAGCGCCAGAGGCAGUGGGAGAAGCGGACUGAAAACAUAGUGAUCAAAAUGCAGCAGCGGCAAGACAAGCGCCGCAAGAACCUCCAGAAGAAAAAGAUAGCCAAGGUGGAGAAGAAGAAAGCCAAGGCUCGCAAAAAGGGUCGCAUCCUGCCCGAGGACCUGGGCAAAGCCAAAAUUAAAUGAAUCAGGCUAGUGGACCAUUGGAACCCACUCCAAGGCAGAUGCUCACAGGGCUCAUUAAUAAAAGCUAUUUUGUAGUGGAACAUCUGAAAUUCUUUAUAUCUAAAUCUCCUUGCUUGUGAGAUGACUUGGAGUCAUCAGGCUGUGCAGCUAGACCAAGAAGAGGGAGCUGCUACACUUGAGAUGCAAAAGAGAUAUAGUUCCACAAGACUGUUUCUGUGGCCAUACAACCCUGAGCUAUACCAGUUGAUCAAGUGGAUCUUUUCAUCCCUCUCCCUGAGUCAGGAUAAGAGAACCUUCAGUCUGGGUGCUAAAUGUGGCCUUCAAAACCUAUCUUCCAGACCCCCUAGCACAGCUUAACACCCUCCUUGAAUAUUUUCUACCUUUAACUGUGCUAUGUCUUUUUUUCCCCUUGAGUAAAAUGUGUAUUCAUUGCUCCCCUCCAUUUUUGCUUUUGCCCUGCCCAUCAACUGGCAUGCAGCCCCUUGAAAAUAUCCCAGAAGGGAACACAGCCCUAAGGCUGACAAAUGUAUUUUUUGUGAAGAAAUUUCAUAAAAUCUCAUCAACAGGAGCUCAGGAAGGAAGCAGAUGAAUUUAAUAUCAUAACAAUAAUGGGAUGCACAAAAGUUGAAUGUUAUCUUGAAAAUACUAAUUCCAGAAGUUAAUAAACAGUACCACUUUUCCAUAAA